Molecule: messenger RNA, 2544 nt
Organism: Trichoplusia ni (cabbage looper)
Lineage: Eukaryota; Metazoa; Arthropoda; Insecta; Lepidoptera; Noctuidae
Product: discs large homolog 1-like protein
Exons: 10
Coding region: 550-1998 (482 amino acids)
Biological process (GO): chemical synaptic transmission
Cellular component (GO): neuromuscular junction; postsynaptic density membrane; neuron projection
Molecular function (GO): protein binding
Source: RefSeq, a predicted model, not a curated record
AUCAUUUAAAACUAAUGUAAUAACAAUUUCUCCUACAGUAAUAUUUUCGUUACUAUUCUGAAAGAGUUUCAGUGUAAAUAAUGCUGACAAACUAUGUCUAGGUAAUUUUGACUAUUAACGACAGACAAGUAAAUUUUUAAAGACAGUGAAGUGGUAUUAUGUAGGCAUUAGGUAAAUAAGUGCUUAUGACAUAAACUUACUUAAGAAGAUAAGCCAAGAAAAAAAGCAGAAAAAUAAAAAGACUAAGUGUAAAAAUCUGUCAUACAUGUAUACUAAACCUAUAAUCCCUAACAAUAUGAGUUACAAAUACUAACAUUAUUAACGUCAAAUACAUUCGUGUUCAAAUUAAUCCAGGAUUAUCAGUGCAAAACAAAUUAAAACAUCAAAACAAUGUGAAACGAUCAGUGCAGUGAAGUGAUAAAACAGAACGAUUUAAACCAGUGUCAGUGAUGCAGAGUCAUUAAUAAAAUCUAAUUAAACUGGUAUGCUAUAAACUAGUGAGUGUCGCAUAAAUGACGGCUAUAGUGCCAUAUCCGUAGUAGUUGCAGCAUGACCACGUGGAUGGCGCUUUUCGGGCUAGUGUGGCUGUUGCGCGUGCGUGGUUCGCUCUGCGGCUGCGCGGCGUGCCGACGCGCGCGGCACGAUGCGCACGAGUCGCACGGCUCGCACGAGUCGCAAGGCGCGCCUAGCCCACGCGCCCCCAGUCCCGAGAGCACGGCGCCGUUUGACGUCAUCACUCUAGAACAUUUCACCCGUGACGUCACGGUACAGACUGACUUUGAUGACGAAGAAGUUGAAGACCUUGAUAAGAUCGAGAUGCAGAUUUCUGAAGAAUCAAACGUCGGUAACUACGAUUGCGGCCGAGAACAGCCGGCGCACAGCCCAGGAAGUGGACGACAUGGCGCCGGAACCAUUCAGUGUCCUUCGGAUGUCGACGGCGAGGCGGUGUGGGAGACAGCUGACGUGACGUUGGAGCGGGGAGCGAGCGGGCUCGGCCUGAGCAUAGCAGGCGGGGAGACAGGCAGUGACGUCAGCAUAACACGGCUAGCCGUGGGAGGGUCCGCGGCUAAAGACGGGAGGCUGCAGAUAGGGGAUAUUUUGUUACAAGUUAACGACAUUUCCGUGGAAGGUGCACCACAUUCAGUAGCGGUUGACGCACUUCAAAAAGCCGGGAGCGUCGUUAGAUUAGUGGUACGCCGAGCUCGCAGGCCCAGAGUGGUGACGCUCUGGCGUGGGGUCCGAGGCCUGGGUUUGGGGAUAGCCGGUGGGGCAGACGACGCGGCCGGUGGUGGCGGGAUCUUCGUUUCACAUAUAGCCGUCGGCGGGGCCGCCCAUCAUGACGGCAGACUGAGAUUAGGCGAUAAAAUUCUGGCUGUGAGAGAUAAAGAUGGUAUAGAAACGUCCUUGAUUGGUUCAACGCACGCUCAAGCUGUGUCCGCAUUGAGGAGUACAGGAGACCAGGUCACGCUGGUCGUACUGUCUGCAGGUUCAGUUCCGCCCGUUGCUAAGACCGCGCCUUUGUACUCAACAAAAACACAAGCCACGUCGUGCUCGACACUUCACGAACUGUUGGAAGAGGAGCCGAGCGAAAUUCCAAGAUGCGUCCGCAUGGUUCGACUAGUCCGUUCCGGCUCUCGUCUCGGAAUGGACAUCGUCGGCGGCCUCGGAGGGGAGGUAGAGGGGACUACGGAGGAAGACGCCUGCGGAGUCUUUGUGUCAGGAGUGUCAGUCGGUGGAGCGGCAUAUGGUAUGCUGCAUCGAGGAGACAGGAUCCUGAGUGUAGAUGGCAGAGAUCUCACGAGGGCAACGCAUGAACAAGCUGCAGCAGCGCUGAAGCAGUACUCAGGUGCGACAGUGAACAUCGCGGCGCAGUACCAGCCGGAGCAGUACGAGCGGCUGCGCGCGCGCAUCCGAGCUAUCAACGCGGCGGCCGCCAUGUCACCGCGAGCGAGGCCCGUUCCUGUACAUCCUGAUCUACAUAGUAUGUAUCCAAGGUAGCAGUGAACGGGCUGUGAAAAUGACCAUUGAUAAGAACUGAACAUAGUAUAGUUAGUGAAAAUUUAUAAAGUUGUAUGUAAAUCAAUAAAAAUAUCAAUUUCAUGCGACCCUUUAUUCAAUUGUUUUGUUUUGUGGCUCUCGUACGAUCAAAAAGUUAACCAAAACUCACUAAAUAGAAACGAACAAGAGUAAUCGAUGAACAUUCUUCAAUACAACGUUUAUGGUGAUACAAACUCAAUUUUCACAAAUCCAUACCUUACAUACAUGUCUUAAGAGUCUUUUUCAGGCCAUCAUACUGUUAAAAUAUAAUAUGUGGACAUUUUGGGUAGAUUUUUUUUUCAUUUUCGAGACACAGACCUCAAAAAGAAAUACAUCUCCAAUUAAGUCGGUAUGUUAUUUUGUCCUGUCCGGUUUUCUGUACGUACUUGUAUCUUCUAUUCUCGUGUAAAACCGACGCGACGUAAUAGAACUCUCUGGACUUAACAAGCUAUUUUUAUAAGCUCUCGAUUCAAUGCAAUUUUAUUUUCUGCUAAGUCUGUCUACAAG